Messenger RNA from Plutella xylostella (diamondback moth), 1101 nucleotides. The record is from RefSeq and is a predicted model, not a curated record. Lineage: Eukaryota; Metazoa; Arthropoda; Insecta; Lepidoptera; Plutellidae.
AUGGUUGAAACUUUUUAUAAUGAGAUCAAAGACGUCCUUCAAAAGUUAAAAACACACGAGUGUAAUAUUGUCAUGGGCGACUUUAAUGCCAAAAUUGGCGAAGGUAGUGUCGCAGAUAUCGUCGGAGGCUAUGGCUUAGGAUUGCGCAAUGACCGUGGUGAUCGUCUGAUUCAGUUCUGUCAAGAGGAAUCACUGGUGGUGACGAAUACCUUUUACAAAUUACCACCACGAAGACUGUACACAUGGAAAUCACCGGCAGAUUCACCCUCCCAAAUAGUGCGUAAUCAGAUUGACUUCAUUCUUGUAAAUAAACGCUACCGGAAUAGUUUCAAGGCUGUAAAAACAUACCCAGGUGCAGAUGUAGGAUCCGACCAUAACCCACUAGUUGGAACGGUUACUACUAAACUGAAGAGGUUGAUAUCACCCAAAAUGAGACCUAAAUUUGACAUAUCCCGACUUAGAGAUGUGGAUAUUAAACAAAGGUUUCAUAUGAACCUCCACAACCAAAUGCACGAAUUGCAGCAGAGUCAAAGAGGUGUAAAGGAACCGGAACAAGUAUGGAAUCAAUUCAAGGGUGUCAUUAUAAAUACGGCUAAGGAGAUACUCACACCAACAGCCGUCGUGAAGAAAAAGGAAUGGAUCACGGAUGAAAUCAUGGAUCUUAUGAUAAAACGUAGAGAAGUGAAACAUACAGAUCCAGCAAAAUACAGGCUGAUUCAUAGACUGAUAGGACGGAAAUGCAUUGAGGCCAAAGAAAACUGGAUAAACGACAGGUGCACGGAAGUAGAGUCACUACAGGCCAGACAUGACUCCUUUAAUAUGUACAAAAAGAUAAAUGAGAUCUUAGGACUGAAAAAGAGACCUGCCAACAAUACCCUUAUAGAUAAAAAUGGAGCAUACGCCAUGACUAUUAAGGAGAAACUGGACAUCUGGAAGGAGUACAUUGAGGGGUUAUUUUAUGACAACAGAAGUGAAAACGAGCAAUCAGUAGUAGAUCAUACUGGACCAUCUAUUACAAAGGAUGAAAUAUCUAUUAUGCCAUUAAGUCAGCAAAAAAUGGUAAGACAGUGGGCCCAGACGAAAUACCAGCCGAAAUUUUAA